CCGGGCGAACUACUCGAGUACUUUCUUCUAUUUUAAAGAGGAGAGAACAAGAAAACCUUGAUUUAAGGGAGACAAUUAUUAAUUCUCCCUUCUUACUUUAUUACAAAACUCAUUUUGGAAUUGAGAUUAGUUCAUUUCUUGAAUUGGGUAUCUGAGUUUUGAAGAGAAGUGGUGGAAUGGCAACUGACUUACUUGUAGGACCAGCGGUUGAAGCAGUGUUUGGGGAGCUACUAAGAGCUGUUUUAAAGGAAGCAGGGAAAGCAAAAUACUUUAAGCCCCAGUUGGAGCAAUUACAAUCCACUUUGGAGAAUAAUGUUUCGGUUAUCCAACAAAUUGAGAAGUACAAUGAAAAAUUGGAUUAUCCGAAGUGUGAAACUCAAUUGAUGAUUGAGAAAAUAAAGGAAGGCGAGCAGAUUGUUCGCAGAUGCUCAACAGUGAAGUGGAAUAUCAUUAAAAAGACUCAUUAUGCUCGUAAACUAAUCAAAAUGAAUAGCUUAAUUGACAGGUUCUUUCAGGUUGAUAUGCAAGCACAACAGACCAGAGACAACAAAGAAAUUCUGCUGGGUAUGAGAGAUCUGCAAAGGUCGUUCACCGCAUGUAAUAGUAAUGGAAGCAUUGGUGUCAAGUUUAGUCGAGAUGGAAUUAUUAGACCUUGUUCGGUGCCUAAUCCUCCGGAGAUGACCCCUGGAUUAGAUGUACCAUUGGAGGAGUUGAAGAGGGAAUUGUUAAGGGAUGGCAAGCAAGUGAUUGUUGUGUCAGCCCCUGGAGGAUCUGGGAAGACUACAUUGAUUAAGAAACUUUGCAAAGAUGCAAAAGUCGAAGCAAAAUUCAAGGACAACAUUUUCUUUGUCACUGUUUCUAAACCACACAAUGUGAAGGUUAUUGUACGGAAAAUGAUCCAGCAUAUGGGUAAAGAUGUGUGUGAGUUUCAAACAGAUGAGCAUGCAAUCAAUGACUUGGAACGUUUGUUGAAGGAAAUGGGUUCACCACCCAUAUUGUUGGUCCUUGAUGAUGUCUGGUCUGGAUCAGAAUCCAUGCUGCACAAGUUCAAGUCCCAAUUGCCCAAUUACAAGAUUUUGGUGACUUCAAGAUCUGUAUUCCCAAAACUUGGUUUUGAAUAUAAUUUAAAACCAUUGAGUGACGAAGCUGCUGAAACACUUUUCCGUUAUACAGUGGGUGGAGACUCAUACGUUGGAGAUAAAAAGCUUGUCAAUAAGAUAUUGGGAGUCUGUAAGGGAUCUCCACUAGCCCUUACUGUAGUUGGUAGAUCACUCUGUGGGCGGUCUGCAGCAGUCUGGAAAAGUAGAGUGAAGGAAUGGCAGGAUGCAACUAUUUUCCAUUCUAACACUGAUUUGCUUGUUUGUCUCCAAAGCAGCUUGGAUGCCUUAGAUGAUAAGCUCAAGGAGUGUUACAUGGACCUUGGUUCUUUUGCUGAGGACCAUAGAAUUCCUGUCACUGCCCUCAUCGACAUGUGGGUGGAAUUGUAUAAAAGGGAUGAAGAUAAUCUUUAUCUCAUCCUUAGUGAUCUCUCUGACGUAAAUCUGUUUGAUCUAGUGGUGACCAGUGAUGAUGGCUCCUACAAUGAUCACUUUGUUUUACACCAUGAUCUUCUCAGAGAGCUAAUUAUCCAUCAAAGCUUAUUAGAACCAGUAGAAAAGAUGAAAAGACUAUUCAUAGAGAUAAGUGGAAACAAUUUUCCUCCGUGGUGGUUGGAACAGAAUCUGCACCCAGUUAAUGCCCGUCUCUUGUCAAUCUCCACAGAUGAAACAUUCUCAUCCAGUUGGUAUGACAUCAAAGCACCUGCAGUUGAAGUUGUAGUUCUAAAUGUUCGAACAAAGGAGUACACCAUGCCAAAUUUUAUGGAGAAGAUGGAAAAAUUGAAGGUCUUGAUAGUCACAAGUUGUGGAUUCCUUCCUGUUGAAUUAAGUAACUUUCAACUUCUUGGUUCUUUGUCAAAUCUAAAGAGAAUUAGAUUGGAGCGAGUUUCAAUUUCCUUUGACAUGACAACGAUACAAAUGAAGAAUCUGCAGAAGUUAUCCUUGGUUUUAUGCAAUGUGGGUCAGGUUUUUAGUAAUUCUACCUUCCAAAUUUCAGAUGCAUUUCCAAAUUUGAAGGAGAUGGACAUUGACUAUUGCAAUGAUCUAGAGGCACUGCCUGAUGGGGUAUGUGAUAUUGUCUCCCUAGAAAAUCUCAGCAUCACCAAUUGUCAUAAGCUGUCCCAACUGCCCGAAGGGAUUGGCAAGCUGGUAAACUUAGAGGUGCUAAGGCUUGCUUCUUGUACUGAUCUGGAAGCAUUGCCAGACACAAUUGGGGACCUAACCAAUUUAAGACUUCUUGAUAUAUCUGAAUGUCUAAGCAUCACAGAAUUGCCAGUACAGAUUGGUGAGUUAUACAGAUUAGAAAAACUUUUCAUGAGAGGCUGCUGUAGUUGUGAUCUACCCACAUCAAUUACGAAGCUUAAGAAUUUGGAGGUUGUGCGAUGCGAUGAAGAGACAGCUUAUAAAUGGGAAGAAGUAGAGGCCUGUUUCACAUAUCUGACAAUAGAAGUGCCUAAAGAAGAGAUAAACUUAAAUUGGCUUUACAAAUAAUAUUUGUCAGAAAUUUCAAGCAAUCCUCACGCUCUGUUGAGAAUAUGGCUCAGCUGCUGAUUUGGUCAAGGAUUGCUGCUAAUGUGUUGUUGCUGAUUUGGUGUUGAAAGUUGUUAAAGGUGUGUGUUUCCAGAUUCAAGUCUUUGAAAUAGUGCUGGUCAUGUGCUUGUUUUUAGGAGUAUGUUAUUUCAAUAGUGGAUAAGCUGUUAGUGGAGUCGUGUUCAGUUUUUUUAGCAAGUUUGUUAAAGUAUUUCUAUUACAAAAUCUUGUAUAUAUUUGCUGCUGAUUCAAUAAAGAUUUGUGUGAGUUUGCAGUCUCUCUUAAGUCAUUUUUGCAUUCUCUCUCUUCAG
Molecule: messenger RNA, 2938 nt
Organism: Pistacia vera
Lineage: Eukaryota; Viridiplantae; Streptophyta; Magnoliopsida; Sapindales; Anacardiaceae
Product: probable disease resistance protein At5g66900
Exons: 5
Coding region: 177-2588 (803 amino acids)
Biological process (GO): defense response to fungus
Molecular function (GO): ADP binding
Source: RefSeq, a predicted model, not a curated record